ACAACUCAUUGAGACCACUUGAAACAUUCUUUUAUUCAAGUGUGUUUGAUGUAUAUAAAUGACACGACACAACAGUAUUAUUUUAAAAACUAUUAAUUCAACACGUUUUCGUUUAAAAAUACGUAUAUCAAAACAAGUUUCAGUAGGCUAUUAUGUAUAAACAAAAUGCAUCCUUUGUGACACAGUGAUGAUUUCGACGUACGGACUAUGGCCUAGUGGCACCUUUGUAUUUUUUUCGAUUCUCCUGAUAGCGCAAAGUCUAUCCUGUCCAACAAACUGCGAAACCUGUCAUAACGACAAUAUAUGUGAACGAUGCGUAGACGGCUACUACAACGGACACCUGUACGUGAAUCAACAGUAUCUUGAAAUCAAGAAUUGCAGUCUAAAGUGCAGCGAGAAUUGCGAAGCGUGUACUUCAAAUAAAACCUGUACUAAAUGCAAGCCUGGAUUUUGCAUCGAUACAGAGAACAUAACUUGUCAAAGGCGAUGCAAUGAUAUAAAUUGCGAAUCAUGUGCGUCAUGUGAUGUUUGUACGAGAUGUUUUGUUUGGUAUUAUGGUAAAACUUGUGAGCAGAAAUGCAGAGACGGCUGUAAAGAUGGACUUUGUAACAUGGAAAAUGGUCAUUGUAGUUGUCGACAAAACUUUCAAGGUAAGAAAUGUGACAUGUGCGUUUUGGGGAAAUACGGUUACAACUGUGACAAAAAUUGUUCAACAGGCUGUCAGGCUAACAUUUGUGACAAGCAACGUGGAGUCUGUGAUCAUGGCUGUAAACAAGGAUAUAAACGUCCCUAUUGCAACUCGUGCGUUGAUGGAUUCUAUCUUAAUGGUAAUACAUGUGAAAAUUGCCCCAACACCUGUUUGAAAUGCACGUCUUCAAACUAUUGUUCAAUGUGUAAACCAGGAUUUUGGGGGUAUAUGUGUCAUCAUACCUGUCCAGAGACUUGUAAAUUUUGUGUUUCCGGAACGAAAUGCCAAAAAUGCAUUCAAGGACAUUACGGUCCAUCCUGUAAUGAUAUAUGUCCAGAAGGCUGUGAAAGCAACAUCUGUAGUAAGAAUGACGGUCACUUCCGGACUUGCAAACCUGGAUAUAGUGGACACCUUUGUGACACGUGUGAUGUUGGAUUUUGGGGAGAGUAUUGUAAUACUUCCUGUAGCCGAGGCUGUUUAGAUGAUAAAUGCACAAAAGACACUGGUACAUGUAUAAAAGCGUGCAAACACCGAUUUACUGGAGAGAAUUGUGAUAGCUGUGUAAAGGGAUUUCAUGGAAAGGAAUGUUCUGCAUGUCCAAGGAACUGUGAGAUUUGCACUUCAAAUGUCCUGUGUAGUAGAUGUCGGUCAGGAUAUUGGGGACCUCGAUGCUCGAUUCGUUGUCCACAAAAUUGCGAUGAUAAAACAUGUGACAAACUAAAUGGUUCAUGUACCAGUUGCAUUGAAGGAUUCUUUGGAGCACAAUGUGAAACUAAAUGCCCUGAAACAUGUGCAACUAAUACUUGUAACGCUGAAGGUACCUGUUUCGCCUGUAAUAGUGGAUAUUUUGGAGCAAACUGUUCGAAUGUAUGUCCUUCUAACUGUGAAGAAAAAUGUCAAAGAAGAAGUGGAUAUUGUCGAUCGUGUAUUGAUGGGUACUUUGGCAAUCUUUGUGAUAGAAAAUGCCCCGAGAACUGUUUAAGCUGCAUAUCGGAAACAAAUUGUUCAUAUUGCAAAACAGGAUUCAAAGGCACUAUUUGUGAAUAUGAAUGUUCUAACUGCAAAUAUGGAACUAAAUGUAGACAACAUGAUGGUUUCUGUGAAAAGGAAUGCGCCGACGGUUUAUACGACACAAUGUGUGAUAGAACGUGUUCGAAGGAAUGUAAAACGUGUGCCAGAACAUCACACUUUAGGUGUUCUUCUUGCAUUCACGGAAAAUACGGCAAACGUUCCAAUAACGGGGAAACAUAUCUAACAUGUAAAUUAAAUUGUAGUGCGGCAUGCUUUAAUAACAGCUGUAACGAAGAAAAUGGCCAAUGUCUACACGGAUGUUUACAAGGACGUUUUUGGGGUUCGUAUUGUAAAUCGUUUUGUCCAAGGCACUGUAAGAAUGGAAAGUGUUCUGUUGAUGACGGAGCAUGCUCUGAAGGCUGUGAAGAAGGAUAUUUUGGAAGAAAAUGUUCAUGGCGUUGCAAUGUCUACGAUAGUUAUUGUUCGGCAUGCUUAGCAGACGAAAACUAUCAAUAUGAAGGCUGUAUUAUGUGUAACAAGGGUUACUAUCCAACAAAUGGUCUAAUUGAUCAGCUGAAACACAAGCGAUGUGGACCUUGUUCACCUAACUGUUCACUUAACGAAUGCAAUACAACAAAUGGAUUUUGUCUACACGGCUGUAUUAUGGGAUUAUGGGGAAGGGAGUGUGAGAAAUCAUGUGAUCUUAAUUGUUUAAGUUGUAACCAAACUAGCGGAGAUUGCUUGAAGUGUACCGACGGAAGAUACGGCAUCAGAUGCUUAGAAAAUUGUAGUAUAAACUGCGGAAGAAGAAAUGGAGUACCCGUAUGCAUUCAAAAUGAUGGUCAAUGUUUAAAUGAUUGUAGUAAGAAGACAAGUUACGGUACAUAUUGUGAAAACGAAUGUAGCAAGAAUUGUUUAAAUGGUGAAUGUCACUGGAAAACAGGACAUUGCAUCUUAGGAUGUAUAAACGGGUUCCAUGGUAAGAUUUGUGACAUGCCCUGCAGCAAAAACUGCGUGAACAACACUUGUAAUAGAUUAGGCGGAGAUUGUAGUGUAGGAUGCCAGCCAGGAUUUGAAGGAACGGCCUGCACUCGAGUGACUAGUGGCAUCAAUUUGAGCGUUAUCAUAGGUACAGGCAGUGCCUUGAUAGUAAUUCUGAUUGGCAUUACUACAACGGUUAUCUGUAAAUGCCAUAAACGUAUGUUUUAUAGAAACAGGACCAAACCAUCACUUGAAAUGAGAGAACGACAUAGAAAUAUCAAUGUUGACCAUGUUGAGAUAGACAAUCGGAAUGAUAUGAACAGUCGACCGAAUGUAGCUGCUGGAAGCAGCAAGGAAAGUGGAAAUCUGGACAAUAGAAAUACUGAAGCAAGGGUAGAAUACGCUUAUAUUCCAAAGACUGAAAGAUUUCUGACACAAGUAGACUCCAGCGAGGAGGUGGAAAUAGAAUCGUACGAAGAUGAAAACCUCAGGGGAGUUGAAGCAACACAGACGACAAUGUUUACAAUCCAUGAUGAUGGUACGUACUACAAUACGGCUGCAGUACUGAAACGAAGGGUACCAAUAGACAAACUGAAGGAGUUUGUUUCAAAAAAGACAAUGGACGAUUUCAUUAAAGAAUUUAAGGAACUGCCUGUUGGACUUAUAAAACCAUAUGGGAUAUCACAAACGACGGAAAAUUUUAAAAAGAAUCGAUACCGAGGAUUAUAUCCGUAUGACAAAAGAAGAGUGGUGAUUAGGCAAAACAAAGAUGACUACAUAAAUGCAAGCUACAUAGACGGACAUAAUAAGAAGAAUGCCUAUAUAGCCUGUAUGGGACCAACCACUAAACACAUGGGUGUAGACUUUGCUGUAUUUUGGGAAAUGAUUUGGCAGGAGAGUGUUAGCAUAAUUGUCAUGUUGACAAACUUAAAAGAGUUAGGGGUUCCGAAAUGUGACAAAUAUUGGCCAGAUAGAGGAUCGCAGGGACUGUACGGUGAUGUACAAGUUACGUGUCUUUCAGAAGAUAUCAUGACAGAUUACACAAUCAGGACCUUCACUGUUCAGAAAACACAAAAGCGGAAGUUGUACCAAAUGCAUUUUACAUCAUGGCCAGAUAAAGGUAUUCCAGAAAGCGUUCAUAGCUUGACAGACUUCCAAAACCGUGUUAACAACUUGAACAUAGUUACCUCGGGACCAGUCGUUGUCCACUGCAGCGCAGGGAUUGGGCGUACCGGUACAUAUAUAGCUUUAGAUAUUCUGACCAAGGAGGGACGCUCAGAAAAAUACGUUGACAUAUUUGCCUGCGCAAGAAACAUGAGGGAGGACCGUGUAAAUAUGAUACAAACCGCUGACCAGUAUAUGUUUCUCCACCAGUCUCUAGUGCAUGUGCUAACAGGCUAAACAGUAGUGGAGUGUUCGGAUUUACUGGCUUUGUGAUAAAACAGAGACAAAAACAUCAGCGAUAUUCAAGAUGUAUACCACAAAUAUGUCAGCGGCUUUACUUUAUUCCUUUAUUUUUUACUUACCUAGUUACUUUAGUAUUCAUGAUAUACAUGUACAAUUGUGUCGUUUUAAAGACUUCAGAAGUUUGCAUCACUAAAUCAAAAAGUAACAUAGAAUGAAAGAAAGGAGAAUGAUGCGGAUAGUGAUUUGAAAAAUGUUUAUUUGGUUAUACAUACAAUGUAUGAUUGUGCUUAAUGUAUACAUCGUGUUCCAAUCUCUUUAAACACGUCAAUUAUUUUCAUUCUUUACUUCGCUUGUACAUUGAGCAAGGUUACAAAAUAUUCAUAAAACGAGUCACAAACUAUUUAUGAAAUAUAAUAUGAAGUUUAGGGACAGGCAUAAAUUAAGGAAAGAAUUAGUACGAGACAUAUUGUAAGAAAUCUGCAUACGAAGUCUUUCAUUUACAGAAAUGACAAUGAAUAUGUGUAGAUGAAGUGUCGAAGCGAAUAUUUAUUCAUUUAGUUAUUUGUAUUAUCAUCAAUAUUAUUCUUAACUUAUAAAACUUAUAAGCUUAUCUACUCUUACUCUUUACUAAUUGUUUCUUAUUUUAUAAUUCGUAAACGUUCAACGUUCUAGACGAUUGGAAUUCCAAUUUCAAGGAAAUAACAGAUAAUAAUAGAACCAUAACUGUUACCAUAUAAUUGUUUCUUUGAUCGGUUGUAGAAAUUUUGGAAACCGAGACACGAAAAGUGAAAUAUUCUAAAGCGAGACUUGUGUAAAAUUCUAAUCUAUCCCCCACCAAAGCACUGUAUUUGUUUGAAUCAUAUUGUUUCUCCAUUCACGAUGUCAUUUUUGAUCUUGAAUCAAUCAUUUAAGCAAUCAAUAAAUAAAUCAAUCAAUCUAAGGUCUAAAAGAUGAUUAAAUCAAUUAGUUUAAGAUACAAGAGAUUUAACUUUUCAUUGCUUUAGAUCUCUUUCUCCACAUUUGUGUUACUUCACGCAUAUUUUGUAUUAUAUAUGCCACAUCUUCUAUUGAGGAAAACUGAAGUAAAAAUAAAAGUGCCUGUACUUCAUUAUGACACUUUUACUGAAAUGUUAAUAUCAAAUUGCACUUCAAUCCGUUGAUUGUUGUUCUGGGAGUGAUAUGUCAACUUUGAGACUUCUAAUGCUGGAGGAAGCCUCCGGAUAUUAAACAGAGUACAUCUAAAAACGCAACACUUGGUCUACAAUCAAUAUUUUAAACCUGAUAAUUGACAAGAAUACUGCACUAACUUGGAUUUCUUUUUUUGGUUUUGGUUUUGGAUGAUUGUCAGUUUUUUACACGAUCUUACAAUACUACACAAAAUUCAAAUAUACAUGUACAAGAAAGUAUGAAAAAUCGAGGAUAAAAACGUUGCGUUUCUAGAUCUACUGAGCAAAUUUCAGACAUGGGUUAGCUUCUACUAAUAGGUAGAAACUUUCUGCAAGCCAGUUGGAUGGCUUCCUAAUAUGAAAAAUUUCUGGACCUAAGUUAGGCGUCCAAGUCUAAGAUGUGGGAACGAGUAUUUUAGACGAAUUACACUUAACAAUUUUAACCAGUCACCUUCAAAUAAACUAUUCACAAUAAAGUCCUAAUAGUUAUUCACAUAUUUACACAAAUUCUGCGUCUGAUUUACAUAGAAAAAGGCACUUAAGGAACAAGUAGUUAGAUUUUAAGAUUCAACUAUCACCAAGAAGACAUAUUUGAUGUCUCGUUCAGCUCCUUACGCAUGUCUGCAACUAUAGUGUUAAACAUCGCCCGUAUUUCUGAGAGUUACACUUUUCAAGAUUUAUCCAAUACAAUUUUUUUAAAGAAUUUGCUUAUCGUGGUUAUGAUUCGCUUUAACCCUUCGGUCUUUUAUCUUCAGAACGUCCAAAUGAGCUCGAGUUUUGAAUAGCAUGCCAUCUUAGCGGGCAUACAAUGUAUCUUGUUAGAUCUCAUUCUCUUUAUUGCUGUCAAAGUAUGUAGAUCAUGUCUUGUGAACCAGAAUAUUGAUUUGUUGACGGUGCAUAAGAAGUAUUGAAAUACGAAUACUUUUUGUUACUUUGUGUAAAUCAAUGCAAUAAUUUUUCUGUAAUUGUAACGAUUAAUUUUUUGUAUUUUCAUUUUAAUUUAAGUUACUGGUAGUAAGAGACCUUGUGCGCAUUUAAAACUAUCAUAGAUACUGAUGUUCUGGAAUCUUUUCUCUCUGCAAAUAAAACAAGAUGUUACAAA
Mercenaria mercenaria is the source of this 6355-nucleotide messenger RNA. RefSeq names its product multiple epidermal growth factor-like domains protein 10. Lineage: Eukaryota; Metazoa; Mollusca; Bivalvia; Venerida; Veneridae. Gene Ontology annotation, biological process: protein dephosphorylation. The transcript has 14 exons. Gene Ontology annotation, molecular function: protein tyrosine phosphatase activity. The coding region runs from base 188 to 4081 and encodes 1297 amino acids. The record is from RefSeq and is a predicted model, not a curated record.